AUGGAUCGCUCUCGAGUAGAGCAGCAGAGUUAUGAAGACUCGUACUCACGCCCAUCCAGAUCAAGAGCCAACAGUGCUGUCUCUUCCACGGACGGUCGAUUUCACAACUUGAUUCUCGUCGACUCACCACGUAGCCUGCCAUACGAUACUAGUCGGCCGACAUCUUCAACAGGGACCCACUCGCCGUCCUUCAUAACUCCGGCGCCCCCAAACUCCGCGACGUUUCUAUCGUCAACUCCGUCAACACAGGCUUAUUCCUCGUACCCUACCCUACCGCGAAGUGAAUUGGAAUCGGAGUGGACUAGCAAUCAGAACCAGUCUUCGGACGCUCCCAUAGUCCGUGUUGAUCUAGCACAAGACUAUUCUCGUUCCUCUUCGCCUUUCCCCCCCACAACCAGGGACAAUAUGAGCACCGUCGCAGUGCAAUUCGACCCGCGAUAUGACUUGGGGGUUCCUCGCUCUUCGUAUACGUGGCCAGGUAUGCACCAACAACUGCAGUACCAGCAGGAUUAUGUACUAAACCCUCACCAAGUCCUCGAAUCCGGCGUUGAUCUUCUGGGCCACGAUUUAUCACCUUCAGUGGGCCACGGCUCUGAUGCCAGUCUGACCCCCUCCAGUGGAUCGGGGUCGGUGCCAGCGAGUCCACCACGAGGACCGAUGACGGCGGAGCAGCGCGAGCUGAGGAGGCAACGGGACCAAGCAAGGCGCGAUUCUAAGACCUCGGUCCGGGCACGCCGCGCCCUGAGUAACGCUUCGUACACCUCACAGUCCCCGCCAGUCACCAUGGCCGAGUUCUCAUCUGCAUCUACCAUGCCUAUCUACACAACUUCGCCUGCGCAGAUCUCCCUCUUGGCCGAGCCAGUCACCAGCGUAACGGGCUCCUACAUGCCGGCCUACUCUACCUCGCCCCUCCCAGAUCCAGGGAACUUACCCUCGAGCGAUUACAUGAACAUGGGUUACUCUCCCGGCUUCCCGCCCACGACACAGGGCCUCACUUCGCAUUACAACAGCCGUCCGACAUCGAUGUCCGAAACCAGUAUGUUAUACCCGGUUCCGUCGGUUUUGCCAUCGGGUAAUGGAACCACGCACGAUGGAGGUCACGUCCGGGUGGUGCAGAGUCGGCCCAAGCCGCAAUGUUGGGAACAUGGAUGCAAUGGCCGCCAAUUCUCCACCUUCAGCAACCUGCUACGACAUCAACGCGAGAAGUCUGGCCAGGCGGCGAAGGCCACUUGCCCCAACUGUGGGGCAGAGUUUACACGAACAACGGCGCGGAACGGACACCUGGCUCACGACAAGUGCAAGCAGCGCCGCAAUUCGUAA
Pseudomassariella vexata is the source of this 1320-nucleotide messenger RNA. RefSeq lists its product as uncharacterized. Lineage: Eukaryota; Fungi; Ascomycota; Sordariomycetes; Amphisphaeriales; Pseudomassariaceae. The record is from RefSeq and is a predicted model, not a curated record. The coding region runs from base 1 to 1320 and encodes 439 amino acids. The transcript is spliced from 4 exons.